AAGUUUAAAUUUACCUCGGGAUCAUUCUGUGAUCUGAAUCAUAAUUUGGUUUGCCUUAUUCACCGUUUUCGCAAAACCAUUAACACAACAAACUGGAUAUAACGUAUAUUGAAGAAAAAAAAGGAUGAUUCAGAGGCAAUGAAAAUCGUUUGAAGGUUGCGCAAACGCACGCGACUUGACCUCCCCUUCUCGGAAAACGGUAAAGUCGCAAUAAUAAUUCUACAAGCGCACACACUCACUUUUUCAGCUCGAAUCAGUGGGAGGAUACUCUCGCCUAGCAUAGACAAAGAACAAUCGUUGGCUCGAUUCUAGUCGAGUGUAUUUUAUUCGCAGCGCCUGAAAUCGCCAAAAACAUCAUACUUCCCAGUGGCGCCUGCAAUGUACCCGCGCGUAUACGUACGUAAAUGCGGCUUUUGUGUUCCCUGUCGGCGUCGCGUUACCUUUAUGCGGCCAUUUGUCGUCGCCAGUUGACAUCGACCGAAUUCGGUCGACCGAUCCGGUUGACGAAAGUCGAGUAGUGCCAGAUGACGUUUAACGCUAUUGUAUAUUCUAAAGGAUAAAAGUGGCCACCGAUCGGACAGGAUUGCAGGGCUCUAUGUGUGUGUUUCCUUGUUCUCAAUGCAACGGCAGCGAAUGAUGUGUUAUUCGCCGUCGAUUGUUGUGCUCAGUGAAGAAGAAAUGGUUACACAACAUCGCCAUCUCCAUGGAAUUUGAGUCUGCUUUGGCAUCCGGAUGAAAAAAAAAAUCCACUGCAACCAUGAAGAGAAUCAAGUGAUUGUGUGAUCGGGUGAAGCCAGUCAACCAAGCAAAAAAAAACUAAGAUAUAGAGCAAAAAAUAUACAUAGGAAGGUAAGAAAAACUCCCAGAGAAGUGAGUCAUUUCGAAUAUUGAUUUUGAAGGCAGAGUAGUGUGAUAUAUCUCCAAAAGUGUGAGUGCACCGUAGUCUGAAAUUUCUGUCGCGUAAUUUCAUCGUCGGCAAAGAGUUGCAGAAGAAACCAAUAGUGAGUGUCAACACGAAGGAGGUGGCCUUCAGGCGCUAGGGAAAUACGCAGUGGGCUGGAAAAACGCUCACCUUAAGUCGAGGUGACUUGUGGGAGAAACCGGAAGAAAAACUUCAAAGUGAUUGUACGCCACCUUUUUGCGUUUUGAUCCGCGUGUGGCACGUGGUUGUGUGAGCUCCAGAGUUUCCGUGGGGAACAUAAUGUAUGCAUCGUUUCUCUGUAUCACCGGAAGCAAAGAGUAACGACUGCCAGCAGAGCCACCGGGGAAGUAAACCACCUAACUCCCGUCCUAACAUAAGGAAAGGAAUCGACCGCCCAAAACGGAACCUUUGGAGAACAUGGAAGGCUCGGGCGAUGGGUCACCUCAAUCAUCGAUGUGUAUGGUGAAGGCGGCCGAGCUCUUCCCGAAGCCCGUACUCGAGAAGGAAGAGGAGAAGUUAACCGUACGCUUCGCCGAAUUGGCCGGCGAAUCCGUAAAAUAUCUCGGUCAAACCGACGACGGUGUUCUAGCACUGUCCAACUACAGAUUGUUCUUGCUAAAAAACUCGACCGGAGCGGAAACUUCCGUUCCUCUAGGUUUGAUCGAGUCCACUCAGGUGCGGGACCUCUUUCACCUGAUCAUCAACUGCAAGGACGCUAGUACAGUAAAAUGCUCUUUCCUCACAUCGGAACAGUGCGCCGAAUGGCAACGGCGGAUCUCGCUCUCGAUCGGUGUCCCCGAAACGUUGGAGUCACUGUUUGCCUUUCCAUUCCACGCGUGGGCUUCGGAAUCGCCGACGCUCAACCAGGAUAACGAAUGGUACGGCCGGUUGCAGCGCGUUGGCAACUACGACGAUGAUUUCCGGAAAGAGGUCGAACGGUUACAGUUCGAUCUGCAGGGAGCUUGGCGGAUUAGUCAUGCCAACGCAGAAUUCAAACUCUGUCCUUCAUACCCGAGACUGCUACUCGUGCCAGCUUGCAUAUCGGACGACACACUGCAGAAUGUCGCCAGCUUUCGGAGCUCACGUCGAAUUCCGGCCGUCGUCUGGAGGCACGACCGUACGGGAGCAGUGAUUGCCCGCUGCAGCCAGCCGGAAGUCGGUUGGCUUGGAUGGAGAAACUCAAAAGACGAGCAACUGCUGAAAGCUCUCUCGGAUGCCUGUGCAUUUGAUCGUGGGACGCAGAGCUCCCGGACACGACAUAAUUCAACCGCAUCGAACGAAAGCAGUCCACCAAGCCCCGAGGGAAGCCACGAGGAAGUGGAAAUGGAUGAACCCAAGAAAAUACUAAUCGUUGAUGCACGAUCGUACACGUCAGCCGUUACAAAUCGUGCCCGUGGAGGAGGCUGCGAAUGCGCCGAAUACUAUCCGAGUGCAGAAAUACAGUUUAUGAGUCUGGGAAAUAUCCACGUAAUCCGCAAGAGUUUCCACGCCCUGCGGCAGCUCUGCUCAUCUCAGUCUGAUAUACCAAACUGGUUAAGUUUAUUGGAGCGAACAAUGUGGCUUCAGCAUAUGUCUGGUUUGCUGGCCGCUUCGAUGGUUGUCUGUCACGCUAUCGAACGGAGCGGGCGGCCCGUGCUGGUACACUGUUCCGACGGAUGGGAUCGUACGCCGCAAAUUGUGGCCACGGCACAGCUCUGUCUCGAUCCGUACUACCGUACGAUCGAAGGAUUCCGUGUACUAGUGGAACGCGAGUGGCUUAGCUUUGGGCACAAGUUUGCCGAUCGCUGCGGGCACGGACCGGGAUCCGAUGAAACGAACGAGCGAUGCCCGGUGUUCCUGCAGUGGUUGGAUUGUGUGCAUCAAAUUCACCAACAGUUUCCAUGUAGCUUCGAGUUCGACAUGGGUUACCUGAUUAAACUGGCACAGCAUUCCCACUCUUGCCUGUUCGGUUCGUUCCUGUGCAACACCGUCAAAGAGCGGCUGGAGAACAGCGUGCCCGAUCGUACCUUUUCUGUGUGGCCCUUCAUCUCCGGGCCAAUGUACAAGAAUCACCUUUACGUGCCGAACCGGGAACGUGUUCUGUGGCCUGCGCAUAGCGUACGAGACUUGAGACUGUGGACUGAGGUCUAUCUGGGUAGCUGGGGUGGAAAUCAAAGCUCUGCCGACUAUCCGGCCAACGGUGAUGGCGUUUCCGGCCAGGAGCUGAACGGAUCAAUGACAAAAACACGUUCCUACGGCGAUCUUAUGACCGGAAUAAACGCUGGUGGCUUGACCAGGAGAUCGAGCGAUCCCAACAUGACGGUCGAUUCUAGCAUUCUCGCUGGUUCGCUGAAUCUAUCCGCGGAGAACUCCAUCGACUCGAACAUGUCGUCAGACCGGGAAAUCUCGCCGGACCUGAUCGACCAUCACACCAGCUCGCUAGCGAUGAUACAACACACUACCCAGAAACUACAAAGUCUAACUCAGGAGCUCAACCAGUCCGACGAGGAGCUGGAGAAUAACAUCAAAAACACAAAACGGGGAGCGAUCGGGGAGCAGCAGCAAAGUUCGCCGAUCGCCAACGAAAUUAUUACAUCUAGUCUCUUUGUUAAUGGAAAUAGUGAUAGUUACAACUUUAAGCCAAUUGUUCCUGAACAGCCCACAGCGCUAGCCACUGCCGUGGUUCCUCAGUCGAGUACUCCACCGCCGCCGGCGAUUCAACGGCAUCAUCUGGUGGACGAGAUCGACGAAAACACGUCACGGAUCGUCAAGAUCGAGAGCUACCUGGGCGACGUGGUCGACGGGCGACCGAACGCAGCUCGUAUUGCAAAGCCCAUCCCCGCUACUGACGCGAUCGGUGGCUUCGGGUCGACUGAUAUGAUGGAGAGUGUAGACUUGAGCGGAAAAUCCCCUUCGCCACCGACGGUACCACCGUCGCCCCAGCAUGCCGGGGCGAACCUGUGGCACGGUUCAGUCGAAACCAGUACCGACACGCUUGUCCCGCUGGAUCAGUACCCAUCACCGAAACGGAUCACCAUCAAUCGGCUGGAAGCAAGUAGCUUAGAAUCCGACGACUGCGAGGAUGCUGCGGACACUAAAACCACUACCGCACUGGCUGAGAGCACUUCGCUAGAGGAUAACAUCGUCGAUGGUAUUCGCAAGCCAGAGGAUAGUAUUAGUUUAGAUGUAGCUAAUAGCAACGGUAAACAUGACCACCACAAAGACUUGAACAUUAGUAAUGGGAGCGAUUUUACGCCUAGUACUACUAGUGCUACUGCUGCCGCUCAGACUGAUGAUAGUAACGGAUGUGAUCUAUUUAGUGAUAGUAAGGAUAGGAAAAACUUCAAUCAUGGUAUAACCAGGCAAGAAAAUAAUCAAAAUUCUAUACCAAAAGAGCAUGUUGAUAGUCGACUAAGAAAUACCAUCCCGGAGAUACAAAACCGAGCAAUCAAUUCUUUACCCGCCGCUCAGCCGCUUGCUGCAGUGCAUGGUACCGAUGUGAAGAAACAAAAAUACUCGAACCUGAUGGACGAGAGUAUCAUCAUUCAACCGCAAUUUCAACAAUUGGAAAUCAACGGAAAGCAUCUAACAGAAACUGGUCCUUCUUACCAGCAACAACAUUGUGCUCCUUUUCCGUAUCACCACCAGCAACAGCAGCAGCAGCAGCAGCAUCAGCAUCAUAGUCAACUAAACCACAAUGUAGUAGCAGCGGGAAGCUUACUGAUUCAACCGCAGCAGCAGCAGCAACAACAACUGCAACAACAUGUUGCUUUAUCCCAUUAUCAACCGCAAAACCAACGACGGAGACGAAAUUCAUCAAACUCGAAAAACGACAUGAGUCCCAAUAAACCUACCAAUGGAAGUAUAUCCCCAAGUGCCACAAAUUCUCGCUUCUCGACGCCGGGCGCCCGCUCACUGCCACUGACGCCACCGAGCGUGCCGUUCUCGACCGAGCGUCCCCCUGUAGCUGCACUCUCCUGUCCGGAUGGCCUUGCCCAUGCCCUAUCGGAGCAAAACUUACGACUACAGCAAAUCGUCUACGAGCAUAGGCUCCGCGAAGAAGCACUCCAGCGAGAAUUGUACGCAACCCGGCUGGCCCUGUUGAAGAAAACCUGCCACAACUGCAACAACCAGCAGUACGGUAACGAUGAUCCGGUGUACAUUAUCCGUGGUGGUUGUGACGAAGACUCUGAAAACACUACUGAACAGCUAGUUAGAAUAGACACUUCCCGUAGCUGUCGUACUAACGAUCCAUCGUUAGCGACUUGGACAAUGAUGAUGAUGAUGAUGACGACAACGACGACGGUUACAGAUGAAUGUAGCAAGGAGUGUACCUCCCCGAACGAGGGUGAUGGUAUAAACGAUCAGUUUCUAGCCCUUAGAGAGCGAUGGGAAAGGUACAGGGUGCCAAUUUCCCGUACCGAGAAAAUUUGUACCACUAUUCGUAAGCUACUAGCGAAAGCUAGAAUGAAACGCAACAGACGUAGACGGUGUCAAUUGUUGGAUUCGUUGACAUCCAUGGUCGAUUCAAUAAUAGAGAAUGCUUCCAACUGCUCCUGGGAAGCGGUUGACGAUCGCAGUGCACCCUCCUCGGGAGCUAAUUCGUCCCAGCAGAUUACCAGUAGCGUGCUGUGGGUACCGGAUCAUGCCGUUUCGCGAUGCACCACCUGCCAGAUCGAGUUUUGGCUGGGACGUCGAAAGCAUCACUGUCGCUCGUGUGGGCAGAUUUUUUGCGCUGACUGCUCCGAGUAUUGGGCACCCCUGCCAGACGAGAAGCUGUUCCAGCCGGUGCGACUGUGUGGCCCCUGUUACCAGAAUGUUAGCGGAAAAAUGGCUGGAAGCAACCAGCAAUCGGCGAUGAACGGUAGCGCGAUUGUAAAUAGUAGCAGCUUAAGCAGCCAGCAUGGCAAUUUCAUGAACGGAAGUGUCCUAGUAGCUACCACCAAACAGCACAACGGUUCGUCAGCAUCUACGCCCGCGGUUAGCCACGAGGCGAACAACAACAGUGUUGCAGCCGCACUGUUAACCACGAUCAACAAUAGCACGGCUGCGGCGAGCAGUCUGUCAAACAAUUUAGAGAACUGUAUGCACACUGCUCCCGCUACAAUUACAAGCACGUCUUGCAGCGUUAGCGCCAAUAGUAAUUCCGAUCGAGGGACAUGCAAAGCUACCACAGCUACCAACUAGAAGCGCCGUACUGUUAUCCCUCGUCCCAUGUAAGAGUCCUGUUGUUUAAUUUUACCUUCGAAACUAUUUAUGUAUUAUUUGUUCUGUAGUUUGUUUUUUAUUGUUUCUACCUAUUUUUGUCAUCACACUAAUUUCACUUUUAUUUAAAACAUUAUUUUAUCUUUAAAUUUUUAAACGAGGGUUAUCUGAGAGAAUAUUGAUUGUCGUUAAAACAUGGAUGCAAUGUAUCAUUCUCAGUUUCCACACAUGCAUAAAAGAAAUACAUAUGAAGGUUAAUUGUACUAUUACAGAUAGUGCUUUUCUGCAAAAAGAGGUAUAUAAAAUGUUAAAAAUGGUAUAAUAUUGAUAUGAACGUCAGCAAAGCUAAAUUACAGUGAACAGCAAAAAAAAUGAAUCGUAUAGAAGCAUACACACACACUAGAUCAAAAACUAUUAGGAAAAAAGCUAUAGCAGCAACACACGAUUGUAUACAGGCAAAAAACAUUAUUAGUAAUAAAUAAAUUCAAUGAGUGAAUACUUACCUGUACGAGGAAAAGCUA
This is a messenger RNA of Wyeomyia smithii (pitcher-plant mosquito), 6627 nucleotides long. Its product is annotated as myotubularin-related protein 3. The coding region runs from base 1340 to 6088 and encodes 1582 amino acids. Lineage: Eukaryota; Metazoa; Arthropoda; Insecta; Diptera; Culicidae. The record is from RefSeq and is a predicted model, not a curated record. Gene Ontology annotation, molecular function: metal ion binding; protein phosphatase binding; phosphatidylinositol-3,5-bisphosphate 3-phosphatase activity. Gene Ontology annotation, biological process: dephosphorylation; regulation of autophagy. The transcript is spliced from 15 exons.